AUUAACGCCGUUGGAAAGAAUAUUUAGCAUCUGGUAUUCUGUGUUUUGUUUAAGGAUGUGGCGUGCAUGGAUUUCGGCAAAUGACAGUUACACUUUGGGCAAAAAUUUUAUAACUUCCAACUGUUACACAUGCAUUGAAAUAAAUGCUCAUACGCUUAUUGACGUCAUCAUACGCCUGAGAGAUUCGGACCAACCAGAACUCUUCCUGCCAUCUUUAUAUAGUAGUCAACCAUGUGAAAGCUUUUUCCGACAAGUCCGUUCAAUGUCAUCCACGUACUCGACUAUUGUCAACUGCAGCAUGAUGGACAUCAUUCAUCGUCUCAAUAGAAUUCAAGUACAAAAUGAAAUCAUCAUCGAAGAGUCAGAAAAUAUUAUAUUUCCAAGAUUUAGGGAGAGAAAAAGUGUAAUCAAUGUCAACACAUAUCCACUACCUUCUAAUCAAGAAAUACAGAAAACCGUUGAAGACGCGAAAUGUCGAGCUAUUGAAGAUCUCGGGAACCUUGGUAUAUUUUUCAACAAUAUCUUAUGUACACUGCCUUUUUCUGCAAAGUCUAUUCAACUAGACUCAGACGACGAAUCUGACAGCGAAGAAAUCAGCGAGGAAACGGAGAGCGCAAAUGAAGACACUAUAUCUGCAGAACUUGAACAUGAUAUGAUUACGUUGCAGUCUGUAACAGGAACUUUGGAACUCAAAAAUUACUCCACCCAAACAGUUCAACUAAAUGAAACGAGUCCAUUUGCAGUCGUGCGUGAUUCGUCGCAAGCCGAAUACGUCGUUAGAAAAUCGUCCAUUUGUUGGCUGCUUAAUAAAACCAAGCACCGUUUAAGUAGCGACAGACUUCAGAGAGUACGAGAAAUCGAACUGCCGCAUUUGUCCAAGAAGGAAUCAGCUACUAGAUCAAAUACUGUCGAAGAGAAUCCGGAAAUAAGUAUAGGGACAUGGAUGCUUUUUAGAGAAGACACUGAGGCAGAAACGAAAUACAGAGUAGGCCUUGUUCUUGGAUUCGUCUAUCUAACUGGAAAAACAGACCCACAAAGAGAAUACUCCAGAUUAAGCGCUGACGUCAAUAAUGAAAGUAUUGGCGUACUAUGUACCUGGUAUAGAUUAAUAAGUUCUAGUCUCCGUCCGGCACCAGUGGGGUCACAUGAUUACAAAUGCAUUUCUGGAUAUAUGCGAACUUUACCAACACCACAGAUAGUUGAUGGGCAUAUUUUUUAUUCGGAUUUAGUUUUGAAACUAAUCCUCGAGAUUAUUCCUACAACUUCACUCCAAGGUAAAGAUGCAAAUAUCGGAAAUUUUGUGCUGAUCGAAUUUCUCACCAAAAAAACCAAAAAAUACUACAUCGGCGUUGUUAAAAGUAUCCAAUCAAGAGACAGAGAUUGCGAGGAAGAUUAUGAAGUCAAAUUCAUGCGAAAAGUGACGAAUUCGUCGAGCUCCAUAUUCGUUUUUCCAGAUGUGGACGAUACAAGUUAUGUAACAGGAGAUCAAAUAAAGCUAAUUCUGAGCAACCCGAAAAUUGACCGAAGACGUCAUCAUGUAUUCAGUGAUUCUGAUUUGUUAGAGUACGCUGUGAUUUAAAAGUUAAUUGAAGAUCGUCUCAAUUGCUAAAAAAUAUAUAUAAUUAUGUAUCGUUAACCUCUCCAGAGUACUAUUAGCAUAAAUAUACAGAGAAUAUUAUUAUAAUAUAUAAAUUAUGGUUGCGUUGAAUUAUUCUUUACUAUAUUUAAAGGUUGAUUUGCAAAUUUUAUUAUGAAAUUUAGAGGGUAAAAGAGGUUAUAAAAAAAUAGUUGCAAUAAACUAUUUAAUGUAAUUCAAGCAAGACUUCAGGGAUGCAAUUAAUGACAGUGAGACAAAAACCAUUGUUAAUAGGUAUACUGAGAAAUACUCAUCUUACAGUAAUAUAAUGUGUAUCUAUAUAAAUAUAUAAUAGUCAUGUAAUAGUCUUGUAAUAGUUGUAUAAUUAGUAUGCAAUAGUCAUGCAAUGGUCAUGUAAUUCAUGUAAUACUAUGUGUAAUACAUAUGCAAUACGUAUGUAAUACUUGUGCACUAUCUGUGGAAUACGUGCAAUACUUAUGGGAUACUUAUGCAAUACAUGCAAUACUAUUGUAAUCCCUAUGCCAUACAUGUAAUACCAGUGUAAUAACUAUGUAAUAUGUGAAAUACAUAUGCAAUGGUGUCAUACUUGGGACAGUCA
Molecule: messenger RNA, 2195 nt
Organism: Neodiprion fabricii
Lineage: Eukaryota; Metazoa; Arthropoda; Insecta; Hymenoptera; Diprionidae
Exons: 3
Coding region: 56-1579 (507 amino acids)
Source: RefSeq, a predicted model, not a curated record